Molecule: messenger RNA, 1697 nt
Organism: Chaetomium strumarium
Lineage: Eukaryota; Fungi; Ascomycota; Sordariomycetes; Sordariales; Chaetomiaceae
Product: putative cinnamoyl-CoA reductase
Exons: 3
Coding region: 191-1201 (336 amino acids)
Source: RefSeq, a predicted model, not a curated record
CCGGAACACAGCUCACAAUUAUUAAGCCGUUAGUGAAUAUAAGAAGCGAUACACCUGCUCCUGAAGUCAUUUCGAUCCUGUUCCCUCGAAUAUUGGGGUCAUGCUCUGAGAAACUCCUUGUCUUACAUCCUGAAUCUAUCUUUUCUCAUUUCGACUCUAAUACGGUUGCGUCGCUAUUCUUGUACUAAACAUGUCAACAUCCUCAAGCCAUCCAAAAGUCAUCGUCGUCCUUGGAGCCACGGGACACCAAGGCGGUGGCGUCGUUCGGGCAUUGCUCAAGUCCAAAUCGUGGAUUGUCCGAGCUGGCACUCGCGACCCAGGUUCGUCCAAGGCCCAGAAGCUCCUAGCCGAGGAGCAAAACGAUGAUGGGCAGUUGGAGGUUGUCGCCGCCAACGUGUACGAUAUCGAGGCUCUGCGAAAGGCCUUUGCUGGCGCCUAUGGAGUCUUCGCCAUUACCAGCGAGAGGCACCCUGACAAGGAGAUAGUUGACGAAGAGGACAUGCAGCACGAAAUUGAGGCUGGACGUAACAUUGUUCUCGCCGCCAAGGAGUGCAAUGUUCAGCAUUUUGUAUUCAGCAGCCUGCCUGACAUGAUGCAAGCCACGUCUGGCCAGUUUCCUAAGCUCUACCACAUGAACAACAAGCAUGCCGUUGAGAAGAUCGCCAGAGAAGAGCUCCCAGGAAGAGUCACUUGUCUCAUACCGGGUUUCUUCUACACGAAUCUACAAUGGCGACAGUAUUGUCGACGCCAGGAGGACGGUGUAGCUAGGUUCUGCUAUCCAAUUCCAUCGGACCAGGUGACGCAGUGGACGGAUCCGGAAUAUGAUAUGGGCUCUUUCGCAGCAAAAGUAUUCAACUUGGGCGUCGAUCGGACGCGCGGCAAGACAUACCUCGUCAUGAGCCCCCCGGUCACGCCGCAGCAGAUCGCAGAGACCUUCACGAGAGUCACUGGGCAGCCAGCCAUCCACUCCCCAUCAUCCGCUGAAGAGUUUGGCGAUCUGACGGCUCCAUUGGUCGGACCAGCUUUCAAAGAGGACGCCAAGCAGAUGAUGCAAUGGGCCGCCAUCGCUCCAAAGAGCAAGGUCGCCUACGGGGCGCUGGAUCCACAGGUAGACCGCUCCGCUGAGGAACUUGGACUGACUGCUAGCUCAUUCGAAGCGUGGCUGAAGAGGAGCGGCUGGACAGGACCGGAUCGUGCGUAAAUGGCGUCAAGCGAGCGCCAGUUUUGCUUGGACAAAAACACCGACGGCUGAGAACGGGAAGAUGAUUGUUGCAAGGAAAAUGAAUUCAUGAAGUCUGUUGUCAGAUUGAAGGGAUAUAUUUCUUACAGACAGUUGAGAGCAUCAGGGCAUGAAGCCCAGAGGUAGCAGCAUCAGCAUCAUCAUUUUGAUUCCCAGUGCGAAGAGUCUGUAGGUUUAAGAGACCUAUCAUCAUGGCAUAUUGUAUGUUCUGCUCCUGCACUGACUCGAGUCUCUCAGGUGGGAAUGAGAGACGCAAGUCCUUAAUGCUGUGUUAGUUCCAUAAUGCGCUCAUUGUUCAAGUUACUAUUGGUUAGAUGCGGCAACCUAUCGUUAGCAAAACCCUUGGAGAUACAGUUGACUCGGAUGGUGGGGGCGGUUUGACAGCCAAGGACUUGAUCAGAUGAAUCUGCGCGGCCUUGGUGACGGCGCAUGGGUCACGGUACUCAGGUGCGUAUGG